Molecule: messenger RNA, 5633 nt
Organism: Vespa crabro (European hornet)
Lineage: Eukaryota; Metazoa; Arthropoda; Insecta; Hymenoptera; Vespidae
Product: protein PF14_0175-like
Exons: 4
Coding region: 200-2602 (800 amino acids)
Biological process (GO): meiotic cell cycle; male meiosis I; female meiosis I
Cellular component (GO): nucleus; cytoplasm
Source: RefSeq, a predicted model, not a curated record
ACGUACGUUAGACGAAGAAGUUCGCGGUAUAAUCCAUGUAUACGAGCCUGCAAUGCUGAAUGUAAGCGUCUUUUUGAUGUGACUCGAAAUGCGAAUUAAAUUGUGUUUUCAGAACGUAUACAAUAGGCAGGCAGAAGCCGCAUGAGUGAAAGGGUAAUGACGCGCAGAGGAGGUGAUCAUCACAGUGUUUUUUUAACAAAUGGCUCUAUCCGAGGUGCACGAUGUAGCUACGAUUAUUAGCAACAAUUGUUUCAGUGUUGACAAGAUGAAUUUGGAAGAUGAGGACAAUCAAGAUCUAAACAAUUCCAUGGUCAAUGAUUUAGUUUCCAAAAUUCUUGAUGAUGACUCUACUAUCGUUGAUCAUACUUAUAACAAUAGUUAUAAUAGCAAUUUUCCGUUUUUAUCAUUACCUCAUUUUUGCAACGCCGAUAGAAUGGAGGAUAAUUUAAAAAUUCCCCAAAAUGAUGCAAUUGAUUGUAAUGAUCAUUAUCCACUGAACAAAUUGAUGAACAAUAGUUGUAAUUCAAAUAUAAUUGAUCAAAAUUCUAGUAAUCUUUGUCAAGAGUUAAGAACAUUAAGUCUGAAUGGAUGUAUGGAACAACCUGUUAUAUCAGCAGAUCAAGGAAAUUUAUAUAGUAGUGGAAUGAUUAGAAGUGGAUAUAAUAGUAAUUCUCAUCAGUAUGCUGCACACUCUACCAAUGAAAGUUGCUGUAGUAUAACUAAUCCACCAGUUUGUAACACUUUAUUGACAACAGCAGAUGAAAUAAAUUAUUCAAAACAGUCUUCUAGUUGGCCAGAAACUUUAAUGACUCCAGUAACUACACAAGAUACUCUCACAAAUUAUCAACGGAUUCGAACAUCCAUUGAUUCAGAUUUAAAUUUUAAUGAUGCUUUAAAUUUAGCCUCAGAAUCACCAAAUUUGACUGUUAUGAAUGAAGCAGUAUAUUAUAAUAGCUUUAGAUCAAGUGCACCUUUAAAUUUACAUGAUAAUCCUACAGUUGCGACUCAUGAUUUGUACAAUAUGACUGGAAAUAAUCAAACUUAUAGACCAAACUCAACAAUGAUAAAUCUUAGUACAGAUGCUUCUUUUGGAACAAGUUCUUCACUGCAGCAUUUCACUUCUAGUGAUAUAACUCUGCAGAAUUGUUUUGGAAAUAAUACUCAACACAAUGGUAUUGCAGAGUACAAAGAUUUAUACGAACCUAUUAGAUUAAGUACUGGAAAUGUUACUAUGAAUAAUGAACAAGUUUGCUUAUUACAUCAGCAAACAUCUAAUUAUCAAAUAGAUCGAUCUGUGGACCAAAACCAUAAGCAUCCAAUUGACUGUUUUCCUUGUACUAAUGAAUGUGCUGUGCCAUCUAUUAAUGAUUUAGACACAAAUGAGAAUAUUUGCAUUAAUAGCAAUUAUGAUCAUAGAACUGAUAAUAAUUUAUUAAAGAUUAUAAAUACUAAGCCAAAGACUAUUGAAACAAAAAUGUACUCCUCUAUCGGUUUUCCAAAAAAUAUAAGCCCGCGAGAUGAAAAUGAGGCAAUAGUUAAAUAUGAUUAUCAUAAUUAUCAACAUAAUGUUACAAAGAAUGUGGAGAACUUGAAAACACUUUCGCAAAACUUUACGCCGUAUCACAAGGAUUUAAAGCAAUCUCAUACUAAUCCUGCAUAUAAAAUGCAAUCCUGUGGUUCAUCUGAUAAAGCAGCUUUUACAUCAAGAAAUCGUUUGACCAAUAAGAUUAAUGAAUCUGCUCUUGGAAGAGAUGUUUUCAAUUAUGUCAUAAAACAACAUCAAAUGCCAAGUGUUCAAAAUAUAUCUAGUAUUCCACCACCUGAUAUAAUGUUUAAUUCAACUUUAAUACCAAACAUGACUGCUGGAAGACCUGGAUUAUUCUCUCCAAUGAUGCCAGUUCCUGUUCCGCUUCCUAUUCCACCUAUUUACUCAAUGUUAUACGGUGGAGGACUCAAUAUUAAAGGCAGUAAUACUAUAGCAAGACGCACAGGUCCAUCAAGUAUAUUGCAUCUUAGAUUAGAACAAACUUAUGAACAAUUUAAACAAUUAGAAAAAGAAAGGAAGAAAUGUGAGGCUGGAUUAGCUGCACAGUUCCCUGGAAAAAGAGUAACCAGUGCAAAUAAUAUACCUAUUCCACGGCUUCAAGGAAAUCCAUCAAGAGUAGAUCGAUUAAUUAUUGAUUACCUACGAGAACAUGCCCGGGUGAUCACAUUAAUAGCAAAAAUGGAGUGCUUGCGUGGAAGUUCAAUGAAUCAACGUAUACACAAGGCAAUGCAGUAUUGGCUAGAAGCAAUUAAAUUCGUUCAAGACUGUCGAAAGCAGGAGAUCGCAAAUGCUACCAAACGUCAAAAAGAAAAUCCUCAUUGCAUUCUCGUGUAUAAUGAUAAUGAUAUAUUAACUCUGGCCAACAGUGUUCAUGAAUUGACAAAGGCAUCUCGUUAUGCAAGAAGCGGUAUGUACAAUGCAAUGCAAGCCACAUUGCUGUGCGAUUUGGAUUUAGAGAAGAAAAUCGUUGAGACUUCUGAUGAUCCAGUCCUUGUGAUAAAGCGUAUUGAAAAUCAGAAAACUCUUGGAAUCAGCAACCUUUCUAAUAAUAAUUAAAAAGUUCAUGAAAAUUCUUGCUUGUACAUUGGUUGAUAACAGCUUUUUAUGUAUUUGGCGUUCACAAACAUUUUUCAGUGGCUUCUAGAAAUGUUUUCUAUAAUCUCCUCUUUAAAACUUAGAAUGGCACUACAUACAAAAGCUACUUGGAGAGAGUUACGUGUGUUAGCUUAAAUGAGAAAAUAUUUCCACUUUUAUUAGUUCACUUCUGUGAAAGCUAAGUCUACUAACUUUUUACAAGUCAUUUGUAUAACUCCAUAGUUUUCUAAUAUGUAUUCAAUAUUUAAAAUCUUAUAAUCUAAAGGGUGUUUAUGGGGUAUUUUGAUGUGCACAAUUUAUGGUUCGAGUGUACAUCACAUAAUUGUAUGUAAACUUUGCUUAUUUGAUGGUACUAUAGAAAGCAAAAUGAUAAAAUGCCAAUUUUCUUUAUUCAUCAUAGCUGAGACCAUGUAUUUAUUUUCUAAAUUUAUCAAAUUUCUUAAUUCAUACAAAAAAAUUUUUCCUAUGAAAGCAUCUGAAAUGAUCAUUGAUUGACUGUUUCUCAGUUGCGCCAUGGGAUAAAUAAUCUAGGCUACAUUUUAUCGAUAUUGAUUUAGAUAAUAGGAAAUAAUAUUUUAGACUAGUUCAAUGUGGCCUUCCUUAAAUAUAUGACCCAGAUGUGUGUCAAGUAGACAAUUCCUUCGAAACUUUAGGCGAUAUUAUAUAUUCUCCAAUACUUUAAAAGAUUAAUAAUUGUAAAGGUGCAAUCGGAUUCGUUUCGAUAUAUGCAACAUUUUUGUUGUCUUUAAUAUAUAAUUAAAAUGCUAACUAUUGUACUAUGUACAUUAUUCACUGCAGUACAUAUACUUAAGACACAUUGGUUGCAUAUAAGAUUAAUGCGCAAAUUAGGUACAGAGUAUUCACCGAUGAACGCACAAUCACAUAACAUUUAUGUACACAUGCUAAACUUUUCAUAUAUCGUCCAUUUACACAUAUCUGUGUGCAUAGAUGUAACAUAAUCUCGUGAGUGUGCAUAAUAACAACGACAUGAUAUUUCUAACAAACAGAGAUAUCUUAGUAAAUUAGUAAUAUAGUAAUUAUAGUACAUUGAAGAGAAAAAUAUAUAUAUACAAUAGCGACACAUUGUGUUGGCUUCUUUGAUGCCAGUUGUUGGGUCUGUGUGAUCUUAAAACUGCCUCGAGCAUCUGAUUGGUGUUAUAAGAAUACUUGAAUAAUUUAAUUGAAACAUUGUACUUGGUAAUGCUAUAAACAAGAUAUUUAAAUGACCUAACCACUGCUGCCUAAUAUAGUAUAAAGCAUAUUACAUACAUUAACAAAAUAGGGUUUGUGAGAUAAUAACGACAGUUUUAGAUAUAUCAUUCUUUUAUGGAUAAUAGAUGUAGUACAAUUACUUGCAAAAUGUAAUAGAUUUAUAGUGAUGUGUAUGCUUUGUUUUGUUCUGUGAGGUAUUUAGUACAAGGAUUUUAGAAAUAGAGUAAAAUUUUCUUCUUUAAGAGCACACUUUUUGAAAGAUAUUAUAUAUGUAGUUUAGAAAUGUUUAAAUAUAUCCUCUUUAAGGAUUUAGUGUGGGAUAUUAACACGUUUUGAAAAAUGAUGAAUACGUAUUUGUAAUUCAGGAAUUUUCUGCAUUUACUCCAUCUUUAAGAAUAAGAGAAGAAUUCCUUAGAUCUCCUAGAACAUUAGAAUGUAGAAUGGGUUUUUUUUCAAAGUUAUAGAAGAUAGAGUCAUAUCUUCUUUCUACUAAUAUCACAUCCGCCCACUAUGAAAUGCAGAUUCACUCAGAUACGACAUUGAAAUAUGGAAGCCUAGGCAUGCUUUAAAUCACUAUUAUCCGUGUCGCUACUGUAUAUCAUUUUACAUCAUGACUUUAGGAAAGUAUAAAUUUAAUCGAUUAUAUUAUAAUGCUUCAUGAAAGCAAUUGUUUUUCACGUUAUAUAUUAUUAUCAGUUUUACCUCGUGUUAAGUGACCAUUAGUAUUCAAGACUUUAUAUCUCUUAGCAAACUCGCUACGCUUAUUCGUGGUUAACUUUAACCAGGGAUGUGAGGUCAAUAGGAUUUCACUGCCCAAACAUAUUUAUGCACAAAUUUAAAAAAUUAUUAUUGAAAAAUGGAAGUUUAUGUUAAAUUGAUAAAUCUUACAUUUAUUUUAUUUAGAUUUCCUAUGGCCUCAUAAUUCUAGCUAAUCGCACACAAACGGCAAUGCUAUUUUUGUACAACUAUGUUUAACAAUUUUAUGAAUAUCUAAAUGUUGGGGCCAAUCAGAUUGUAUUUCUGUAAAAGCUAAUUACCACAUCCCCAGUUAAGGUUUAAUCUGUAUAAGAAAAUACUUAUCAUUCGGGAGCAUGCAUUAUUUGUGUAUUUGUAUAUAAUUGCAAGGAUUUCUAAAGCAAUUGUAAAAAAAAAAUAUGUCGAUAGAUAUGUCUUCGGUAGUGCGUAUAGUAUGAUUGAGUGGUCGUUCCAAAUGUUGAAAGUUGUGUUUUAGUUUUUCAAAUAUAUAUAAUCAGGGAUCUUCUUUUAUUAAUUUAUAUUAAUAUUUCUUAUAAUAUGACCUUAUAUAUAUAUAUAUAUAUAUAUAUAUAUAUAUAUAUAUAUAUAUAUAUAUAUAUAUAUAUAUGUAUGUAUAUAUAUAUAUAUCGUAAUUGCUGGUUGUUCAUCCCUUGUCCAAGAAAUACUUGUAAACGUGUCAAUUUUGACAUUAACUCCGGUAAAAACGUUGCAAUACUACAAUAUUAGACUGUACCGCAUUAGUUUACGUGAUAAUAUAUUGCGCAUUAUAUAAUAUUACCUCAAAAGUUGCCAUGAAACAAGUCUUCUUUUCAGUGUAAGCUAUCAUGGUGGACAUGAGUUGAACAUCCAGUAUGUUAACACAUGUGAUAAUGUUAAAUAAUUUAUGCUCUACGUUAAUUCAAACUAACCGGAAAUAAUGAAAAAGUAGUGAAUAAUUAAACAUUAAAUUGAAUACCAAUCGUGAUAGGAAACGCGCGCAAAUAUGUGCGAAUCAUAAUUAUUAUAAAAUUAUUGAUACUUUCGA